Molecule: messenger RNA, 1136 nt
Organism: Spodoptera frugiperda (fall armyworm)
Lineage: Eukaryota; Metazoa; Arthropoda; Insecta; Lepidoptera; Noctuidae
Exons: 5
Coding region: 146-1000 (284 amino acids)
Biological process (GO): DNA-templated transcription
Molecular function (GO): DNA-directed RNA polymerase activity; DNA binding
Source: RefSeq, a predicted model, not a curated record
ACGGCUCUCAAUUUAUUUCCAUCUCUCAACUUGAAACCAUGUCGUAAAAUUAUUUUCAAAAAUAUAAUAAAAUUAAAUAAAAAAAAAAAAUAGUAAAACAAAACUGUUAAAAAAACAUGAAGUAAAAAUAGAUAAGUUGUUCAUAAUGCAGUGUUUGAACACGUUACGGGCGAGUGCCCUGAGGUUGCCUACUGGUGUAGUGGGCACUGCCCAGCCUCACAUCAACGUCAUCACAAAGAGAUGGAAGAGGAAGUCUCCUUGUGAUCGUUGUUACAUCCCAAAGCACCCCAAACCCUGUUUCGAUAUUAAUAGCAUAACUCUUAUGCGUGCGACGGAUUGCCACGCAAAGCUGAUCCGUUCGUUCCUUUACACGCACUACUGGCCUCGUGAGCCGACCAUCAUCAGCCUGUGGAUGUCUCUCGAUAGCCCCCUACUGGAUGUACUCACCGAUAAAUAUUCGACAAGUGGUGAUCGUCUUAUGGCUUUUGAGCGCAUUAAGAGAACAGGGGAAACGAAGUUAGUGGGUCUCGCGGUGGCCAGCAGGAUCUAUCCCUGGACGCAGCUGGAGCUCGAUGAGUGGGCGCACGCCACCAACGCCCUACCUGAGAAGUACAAGAUAUACUUCAGUGCACAUUGCCUCAAGAAAUCCAAUCUGUUCAAGAAGUACAAUGCUGACUAUAUCUAUGAUGUGGAAAUCCUAGGCACAGCAUCAGAAAUAACCGGUCAGGGUGUUGCCACACUCCUCCUGAACAAAAUGCUGGACAACGCAAAGGAGCUGCGACACCCAGUCGUACAGGUUGUGGCAGUCAGCAAAUACGCGACAAAAAUAUGUGAAAAAUGUGGUAUGAAACUAGAGUGGAGCAUGGAUUACGCAGAUUUUACCAACGAAUGUGGUCACCGUAUAUUCUACCCCAGACGACCUCAUCAUUCGGUUGGCGUCUAUGCCAAAUUCUUUGAUCCACGUAAAGGCGGUGUAUUGCCAUGCAAACCCCAGUACUAAAGGAAUUUAAACUCUGUAAACUAUUACGUAGAGUUCAAUUCGAAUUCCGUCUCGUGUUUUAAACUACGUGUUUGACAGUGUCAUUUAUGAAUGCCUUUUGAAAACUGUUCGUUUUUUAAUUCAAAGUUAUUUAAAA